Molecule: messenger RNA, 1852 nt
Organism: Anolis carolinensis (green anole)
Lineage: Eukaryota; Metazoa; Chordata; Lepidosauria; Squamata; Anolidae
Product: thyroid transcription factor 1-associated protein 26-like
Exons: 4
Coding region: 1-474 (157 amino acids)
Cellular component (GO): nucleus
Source: RefSeq, a predicted model, not a curated record
AUGGCGCCGGUGACGAAAAAGAGUGUUUCUUCGGGUUGGAAAGGAAAUGGAGAGUCGGAAAAGCCGAAGGCGCGUUUGGGCCAGAAGAGGCCGUGGAGGAGGGACCCUCGUCAAGUAAAAGGGAGCGUCCAGGAGGGUAAAGGCUUUGCUUAUUGGAGAAAACAAAAGAUCCGACAUGAUUAUAAGAAAUUACUAAAAAAGGAAAGCAAUGUAAAUUCCAAGAAGAUUGAGUACACAGAAGAUUACCCAGAACACUUGAAGCAUCUUUAUUUAGCCGAAGAAGAAAUGCUUAAGAAACAACAGAAACCUAGAAAAAUUAGUGAAGGUAUACAGGAAGGAAAGGACUCUAUAACACCAAAAUUCAGUAGAGUUGGGAGACAAUUAAAAAUAAAAACAGCAAACCAGAAAGCAAAAGAAGAUUAUGAGAAGAUAAAGGCAGAGCGAGAUCGGAAAAAAGAGAUGUUACUAAUGUGAACAUGGCAAGAAUAUGACAGAUGUGGACAACUUCAUAGAGACCAGUAUUCACCCCCAAGAACUUGCUGUGGGCUGCAUUGCUCCUGAAAACAUGCAAGAUUGGCUAUCCAAAAAACAUAGCAGUGGGAAGUGACGAAAACAAAUCUAGCAGGUGAGAAGGCUUUGAGGGGCGCUUUGUGCAAAAACCACAAUAGAAGUAGGAGGCUCUCAGGAAGAGAAAUGUUCAGAAAGAACCUGAGGGUGUUAAAAUGACCUUGGGGAAUUGAGUGAAGUCUUCACAGAUUUUGUCCUCUCCUGUCCUCAGCUGUGUAAAUAUAGAAAGGCAUUACUCUUCCAUUAUCAAAAAAUAUUUAGUAUCCUAAAGGGGAAGGACAGUCUCAGUUUAUAUGUUUAUCUGAAAGUAUAUGAAGGUGAUAUAUAAAACUUGGCAAAAUCUGUUUCUCUUCCCUCCGUACCCCCUUCAGACCAAAAAAAGACAACAUCUUGUCUUAUGCAAGUCCCCCGCAGUAGUGGUAAUUCACCUAUUAAAGAGAUCACAAUGUCUUCUUGCAUUAAUUUAAAUCUCUCCCCACCCCCCGCCCCGUGUGGUUGGGACCAUAUAAGUGACUCCCUGAAAUUCACCAUGUUUUGUUCCCUAAUAAAAUUUCCCUUCAGUCUCCAAAUUAUGUAUAUUGAAUUAACUUAAAAGUAAUUUGAGUAUUUAGAAAAAUGUUAUAGGUAUCAAAAAGAAAUACAAGAGAAAGGACAAAAUGAUCCAGGGUAGUAAAUGUGACCCAGGAAAUGUAAACACAGUAAAUGUAAAGGUUUAAGGGUGAAUUGUUUUCAAUGUCUCACUCUUUGCAAUGCUAGAAAUUUGGGGAAGGAAAAUUUCAUUGACAGUGCAGAAUUCUUAUUUGGGGGCAAUGCCCACAUUCUUCCUCCCCUUGGUCUACAGGAUGGAAAAGGGGCUGUGCUUUUAGCAUGAAGUAAUGAAACACUUCCUAGAGACUGACACAUUAGGGAAUAGCCUUCUCUGCUCAUGAAAAGCCUAGUUCACUUAGCAUGUGAGUAGAAACAACCUCACAAUCAAAAACUGCUUCCCAUGACAGAUUCUUUCACAGCAUAUGAAGGGUUAAAAAGUGCUGCAGCACCUCCAAGGAUGGUGCCAAAUACAUAUCCCUGAAGUUUUGUUGCACAAACAAUCCAUGAACCAAGCUGCUAUGCCACAUAUUGCUUGCAUUUGAGCUUUUUAAAAGCCCUAUGUUUUCCUGAGCUGACAUGAAAUAACUUAUAAUGUGUAUUCUGACCCAUUAUUGGACAUACAUUUUGGAGAACCACUAUGGAGUUUAUUGUUAUAUUUUGUACUUUUGAAUUUAAAUAAAGGUUUUGUGAAAUAUUA